Messenger RNA from Amoebophrya sp. A120, 1754 nucleotides. The record is from the annotation of a GenBank genome assembly. NCBI's taxonomy places the organism in Eukaryota, Dinophyceae, Syndiniales, Amoebophryaceae.
AAAUAAUGGAAAAACAGCUUCAAAUUGGCGCCGCGCGGGGAUGAUCACAUACUGAUACACAAAAGUAGAAGAUGAAGAGAGUUGUGUGGGGUGAACCGAAGGGGAGAGAGGAUCACUAUAAAUUUUGGAAUCUGCAGCUUCAUCGGGUCCUACUGUGAUUGAAAUGAGAGCACGUUGCACAAACUGACUGUGACGAAAAACGCGACCCUGCAUCCGAGCCUGAAGUUGGAGAAUAUCUUGUGCAUGUUUUUACGAUGUAUCAUAUUUGAAUUUAUCUGGCUGCACUGGCUGCGAAUAGUAGUCGGGUAGCUAUAAUAGAUAGAAGCUCACUAGGACUAGACCACAAGCUCACUACAGAGGUACUGUUCUCCCGUUGAAAAGAGUUAACAGGGUCUUCGAGGAGAAGUCGUGUCGCUCGUACAAGAAGAGGCAAGUUUCACAACAUGAACAUGUCCGUCGGCGAGGAAGUAAUGGUUGGAUCGGGAUCUGGAGAUGCACUGGCCAUCUCCGCCAUUCCGUCGGAGACGUACAAAACGCACCCUGCCGGUGAGGGCGACAGUAAGGAGUGCGACUGGGCUUUGAACGGGUUUCUCAUCCCGCACUCCGUCGCAAUAUCUUGUGUAAAAACUUACCGCCCACCCCAGACUUGUCAUGCGUUUUUGCAUGAUGCCGGUAGUGCCCAGAACACUUCUCAUGCGGCUUCGCAUGGGAGGGGGAGGCGUUGUCUAUUCACCUUCUGGAAUUCCUCACACGCUAAUGUUAUUGUUGAUUUGUCGUGUAGCAUCAUGUCUCUCGUCUUGACUAUGGGGUUAUGUUACGUUUUUCAACAGGAUACGUAAGGAUGGCUACCUACGACCUGCUUGCCGCUGUCAAGGCCCUUGAGGCAAAGGGCGUUUCUGGCGAGAGUGCGACCCUGCUGAAGGACUGGUACAAGAACUAUUACCUGUACGGAGAAGAAAUAAAGCCAGCACAAACACUAUCACUACAUUAGAUUUUGCAUGAUGAUGCAUGGAUGUACCAUUGAGUUCAUCGAGGAUUCUGCCCGGAUUCCGGACAGAUCGAAGCUAAGAUCACGCAUAAUUUUUUACGCCUGUGAGUCACACACUUUCGUGCUCCAGAAGAAACAGUAGUGGACUUCCUUGAGUUGUCAUGUUCGUAUGGACUCAUACAGACAUACUUUCGUCUACAGACAAGCAAAGUGACGACGUGAUGGUGGUGGAUUUUUCUCGUCUGGAUAGCUGCUGCUUCGUGCACCACCACCACCGCAACGAAGAGACGAUCUACUUUCCCUGGCUUUCCGGCGUUUUGAAGGAGAAGGGGAUUACCUCUCUGCCACCGCUAUUCCGUGUAAAAACGCUAACGCGGUUUAUGACCGCUCUGUAGUGAAGAUGUUGGUCGCGCCCGUGCAAAAGAGAGUGCGUCAGUCUCUGACGCGUUCGCUUACGAAAGACAGUUUUUUAUUAUAUGUUUUUGUUUUGAGUUCUUCGUCUUUUUGAAAAUAAAAGAUGAAGAACUCAAAAAGAAUUUUUCUACUUCGUCAUCUUCUGCUUUUUGCUGUGCCCGAAGGAACCACGAUGGAUAGGAAUACCUAAGUAAUCUUGAAAGAUUCUGGGUCCGAACCUUCUGUCGCGGGAAAUUUGCAGUACUGCAAAAGCUGCAGCUGCUUCUGGAUUUCUAUAGCAGAGCUGACAUCUUGACUACAGGGCGAGUCACUGUGUGCCAUGGGGAUACUUGCGCAUCUCCGAGCAGCAUGA